ACACCCAAAGCCCUUUGAUCCUAAACUUCCAUUUGCAGUUAACUAACUUUGACCUACCCUUACCCUUUUAGCAAAAUUCCAGUUUUACCCCUUCCCUUUUGGGUUAUGAAAUAAUUGACCAGCUUUGACCAACAAAAUUCCAGUUCUAUCCUUACCCUUACGAAUGAUUAUUCCUGCAAAGCGUGUAUGUUGAAAUGAAGCUGCAGAUGAAGUGUCAAAUAUUUUUAUGUCUAGCACAUACAAAUGCACAUCUGAGCUGACAGUCGCACCACAACAGAAAGCUAAAUAAUUAUGUAACCCAUUUACCACAAAGUUAAGAAGUAUGUAAUGCUUUCUUUAAUGGUGUAUUGGGUUUGUUAUCUCAUUUCUCCGUUGCCAUUUGCCGCCACCAUACCCAAAGAUAGCAAAUGCGAAAAUACCACCUCUCUCUCAGAUAUUUAAUAAUUAUCUAAAACUAUGGGGGUCUUGAAAUAUUUCCGAUUCAACGAAUCCUUGGAUUUAGAUGGCAACGUACAACUUGUUCAAGGCACGAUACUUUAGCACAUUAUGUAAAACGUGAGAGAUGCUAUUGAAAAGGAACUAACCUCUUGAGAAAGUAACCGAAGCUUUAACUAAAUCCUUUUGUCAUCUCCUCCAAAGCAAAUUCAGUAUCCAUAAACAUAAACAAUAACAAAAAAAAUUACACUUUUGGUUAGCCUAAUAAAGAUAAGAGUAACAAAGAGGACAAAAAUCAUGGGGUGCUAAACAUGCAUGCUUUACAGGAAAGGUUCAGCUUUAUUGGAACCAUACUCACCCAGACAGUUUUAUCAAUUUGACCAGAGCUCCACCUAUUAAAUUCAUCCCCAUCUGCCUCCCUUCACUUCAUUCACUAUAGCCUGUGAGAGGUUUUGGUUUUUCAACAGAGAAAAUGAAGUUCUCAAGUAAGUUUCUGGGUUGGUUUGUGUUUCUUGUUAUGGUAAUCACAUUUGCUAAUGGGCAGCCUCUUGUUCCUGCACUCAUCAUUUUUGGGGACUCAAUUGUUGAUGUGGGGAAUAACAAUAACCUCAAUACACUUAUCAAGGCAAAUUUCCCUCCUUAUGGAAGAGACUUUGUUACACACAGACCAACAGGAAGAUUCUGCAAUGGAAAGUUAGCCACAGACUUCACUGCUGAGUUCCUUGGAUUCACCACAUACCCACCACCUUACCUUAGCCAAGAAGCGCAAGGGAAUAUACUCUUGACUGGAGUCAACUUCGCGUCUGCUGCUUCUGGCUUAUCUGACACUACAGCUCAGUUAUAUAAUAGCAUUUCAUUGACUCAGCAACUUAGAUACUACCGGGAGUAUCAAACAAAAAUAGUGAAUCUGGUAGGAAAAGAAAAGGCCAAUCCCAUUUUCUCUGGUGCAAUCCAUCUGUUCAGUGCAGGAAGUAGUGAUUUUAUUCAGAAUUACUACAUUAAUCCCCUCAUUAACAGAAUCUACUCACCUGCCCGAUUCUCAGACAUGCUCAUGAAUUCCUACUCUACUUUUGUUCAGAAUCUAUAUGGACUAGGAGUAAGGAGGCUAGGAGUAACAAAUCUACCUCCAAUAGGGUGUCUGCCAGCAGCCAUCACUCUGUAUGGAGCAGGAAGCAAUCAGUGCGUCGCAAGGUUAAACCAAGAUGCCACUUCAUACAACACGAAACUGAACAGUACAUCUCAGAGCCUUGUUAAUAAGCUCCCCGGUCUCAAACUUGUAGUAUUUGAUAUCUACCAGCCUCUCUUGGACAUGAUCAAUAGCCCUAGUGACAGUGGAUUCUUUGAGUCGAGAAGGGCUUGCUGUGGGACAGGUACCCUAGAAACAUCUGUGCUUUGUAAUUCCAGGUCUAUAGGGACAUGUUCCAAUGCCACAAAUUAUGUGUUUUGGGACGGAUUCCAUCCAUCUGAAGCUGCCAACAAAGUCUUGGCUGGGGAUCUACUUGUACAGGGAAUUGACCUCAUCUCUUGAAAGUUACUUAUUACUAUUUCAGCGCUCUAUUUUUCGUAUAAACGUAUUAUAUAUGUUAUAGAAACAGAUAUGAACUUCAGCAGUUUUAGUAAGACAGAUUUGGAACCCCAUGUUGGGAUAUUUGUAAAGCCUCCUUGGUUAAUCAAGUGACACGGGCUGCUUGUUACUUCUCCUACACUUUUAUGUAGGAUCAAUAAGAUAAUCAUGCUUAGCUUUCUAAGUAAUUUAUAUAUUUAAUUUAUGUUAUGAUUGCAACUGGAUGCAAAUCACGAGAUGUAAUGACAAUUAUGACUGAUCUAUUCUAUUAAUGUCCUAAUUU
Molecule: messenger RNA, 2282 nt
Organism: Pistacia vera
Lineage: Eukaryota; Viridiplantae; Streptophyta; Magnoliopsida; Sapindales; Anacardiaceae
Product: GDSL esterase/lipase At5g03820-like
Exons: 5
Coding region: 908-1963 (351 amino acids)
Molecular function (GO): hydrolase activity, acting on ester bonds
Source: RefSeq, a predicted model, not a curated record